CUUGGACCCAGCUUCUCUGAGGUAGGAUCUUAGAUUUCAUGAAAAACAGAACAUUACCCAGAUAUUGGGAUGUUUUCUUUAGGUAUUACUCUGUAACUGUUAGAAGGCCACCUUAUUGUGAGCUUAUCUGCUGAUGACUUGAGGCAGUGGUCCUUCUCAGGAUCAAGAAGCAUAAAUGCAUAUAUUCAAUAAUCGGCAAGCAGAUGACUGAAAAGGGGCAUUUAGCAUGAAACGUGGGGAAGCUAAGGGAAAUCUAAGUUUAGAAUAAUAUGAAGAGAUUUACUGGAGGAAAAUGGCGUGUGAGAGCUGACAGCUGGAAAGAAAGUUUCAGACUUGAACUGGUAGCAAGGGUGCAUAUUAUUGGAUAAGCAUAGAUUGCCCUCUGAAUAUUUUAAAAUUUACAUUACAUUUUAAGUUAAAUGACAAUUUAACUUUGUAUUUAGGUGUAUUUUCACAUGUAUUUAGGUGUGACUGAAGACUUUCUGCAUGCUUGGAGGAAAAUUUGAUUUUUUUCCUUUUUUUUCCUAACCUCCUUCCUCUUUUAUUUACCCUAUAAGGCAUCCACAUGUGCCUUAAGAUAAAAUCCUUAAAAAUAUGCAGGUAGAGUGGGAUAUCUAAGGCAGUAUGUAAUUAGAACUGGAGAUAUAAGGUAAAGGGAAAGAGAAAUUCACAUCCUUGGAAUACUAGGUUGCUGUGGAGAGUAAAACUGCCAGAUCUUUUGUACGUACCUAUUUCAGCAUAUGUAACUUUCUUACUGAAACAAUUCCCAUUUACACCUUUUCUCAACACUGAGCUCUGGUCUCUCCACCUUCACUUUCCAGCCGCGCUCCCCCCCACACACCUCAGCUCUCCACGGGCUCUUCAGCUGUGGGUUAGACUGGACUCUCUGCUUUCUUUCACCCCAGGUGCCUAAUUCCUGCUUUCGAGCCUUUUCUGACAUUAUUUACACCGUCUUUGAUCAUGUUCUUUCAGUCUCGAGUUUUGGAAUCAGACCAGUUUCCCUCUCCGGUGUUGCACUGUUUAACUGGACUAACUCCUCCUGUCUUCUGGUUCUUGAAAUACACUGUCCUCAAAGCAGUGAUCACUUAGAUUCUCUUUAAAAGUUUAGUGCUUUAAGAUCAUUUCAGUCCCUCUAGCCCUUGGGUUGAACCUUUUUGAGAUAAAAGGAAAACUCGGGAUUCUUUAACACUUUCAUUUCCAGUUUUAGUUACCUGCAAUCUGCCAGCUUCCUGCUAUCUACCAUGUUUAAAAAAAAUAUUAAAUGAAAAAUCUCAAAUUUCAAUUGCACACCACCUUGAGUAUGAUGAACUCUUGUCCUGCAGAGGACACGGAUCGUCCUUUGGUCUGGCUUCUUCACGCUGUCUGUGCUGCCCCGAGUCAUUCGGUAGCUGUCUGGGUCAUCGACUGUGGCGGGCUCACAGUGCUUGGAUUCAAGUAACUCAGUGAUUUUUCUUAACGGCCCCGAAGAGAUGGAGCCGUGAAGCAACUUAGAUGUGCCAAAGAGAGGCUAAUAAGGUGCUUUAAGUAAAAAGGUGAAAGUUCUUGACUUAAACCUCUCAAGCUGAGUUUGCCAAGAUCUAGGUUAAGAAAAACUUUCUUUGAAAUCACGAAGGAAGAAAACCAAGUUUUGCUGUGACACAUCAAACUAAGUUAUAGCCACAGUAUAUUCUUAGGUGUUCUAUUUUAUUGUCAAUCCCUUCCUUACUGUGCGUAAUCUAUAAAGUCAACUUGAUCAUAGGUAUGUAUGCAUGGAUAGAAUAUGGUGGAUGUACAGGGCUCAGUGCUGCCUGCAGUUCCAGACAUCCACGGUGGGGGUGGGGGGGUCUUAAACUGUCUCCCACAGAUAAGGGGAAUCUGUACCUCUGUCCACUACUCAAGCUGAUGUGUAGCAUCUUGUUUGCUGUGACUUCAUGUAUGUUGUAAAACUAAACUACCCGGCACAUGUAAAGCCCUGUUCUUUAUGGUUUGGGGAAUAUCACAACUUCCUGUUUCUCUUCCUCUAUCUUCUUAGUGCCUUUCACACCAUUAUCUUCUCUUUACAAGCUUUAAUCAAAGCAGACCCCAAUAUACCAUACUUGCCUCCCUUUUUCUCAUUCAGUGACGAAUAGAUGACUUAGAGCUAUGUGGCACUUUGGCGUGUCACCAACAUGUUACUAAUCCAUUCUUUUACUGAAAGAACACUGAGGUCUGGAGAAGUAACUGUGCAUGUCAUCCCCAAAGCGAUUUUGACAGCUGAGUAAAGCACAACGGCAUUAGCUGUUAUUUGUGGUUAAACACCUUUUAAAAUAGUCCCCAACAUAUUUUCAUUUUUAGAAAUCCCCACUUUAGACUUAAAAAUGAUUUGCUUUUAUGAGGAUUUUUGAUAUGAUACAUUAAUCAAACUUAGCUAUAUACCCCUUAAGAAUAUUGUCAGUUGCUAUUAAUCUUAGCUCACACAGUAUUAGGUGAGUGUCUUCAACACGGAAUGUGUUUGCGCUUGAGGCGUUCUGUCUCCAAGGAUGGAAUGGAAAACCCCUCCCUUUAAAGCUCUGCAGGUACAUUGUGUCAAGUGGAGAAGGUCAGCUCUGGUUAGCAGCCUGAUUGCCACAGAAGGGACACUGGCUGAUUCUUCUCAUAGCUCUCGUCAUGCUGAAUUCCCGGAAAGGGGUGUCAAUGAAUUGCACGAAGCUCUUCCUGGUAGAAUAACAUCUGACCUUCCUUGGAGAUCUUCAUACAAUUUUCAUCUUCUCCAUCUUUGUGGUGGCCAUCACAGCCAACGUGGUCAUGAUUCUGCUCAUCCAUGUGGACUCCCGCCUCCACACUCCCAUGUACUUCUUGCUCGGCCAGCUCUCCAUCAUGGACACCAUCUACAUCUGUAUCACGGUCCCCAAGAUGCUCCAGGACCUCCUGUCCAAGGACAAGACCAUUUCCUUCCUGGGCUGCGCACUUCAGAUCUUCCUCUACCUGACCCUGAUGGGAGGGGAAUUCUUCCUGCUGGGUCUCAUGGCCUAUGACCGGUACGUGGCUGUGUGCGACCCUCUCCGGUACCCUCUCCUCAUGAACCGCAGGCUCUGCUUAUUCAUGGCGCUCGGCUCCUGGGUGGGCGGCUCCUUGGAUGGGUUCAUGCUGACUCCUGUCACGAUGAGUUUCCCCUUCUGUAGCUCCCGAGAGAUCGAUCACUUUUUCUGUGAGAUCCCAGCCGUGCUGAGGUUGUCGUGCACAGACACGUCGCUCUACGAGACCCUGAUGUAUGGCUGCUGCGUGCUGAUGCUGCUGCUCCCUCUGUCCGUCAUCUCCGUGUCCUACACGCGCAUCCUCCUGACUGUCCACCGGAUGAACUCUGCUGAGGGCCGGCGCAAAGCCUUUGCUACGUGUUCCUCCCACGUCACGGUGGUGAGCAUGUUCUACGGGGCGGACUUCUACACCAACGUGCUGCCCCACUCCUACCACACCCCAGAGAAGGACAAAGUGGUGUCCGCCUUCUACACCAUCCUCACCCCCAUGCUCAACCCACUCAUCUACAGCUUGAGGAAUCAAGAGGUGGCCGCAGCUCUGAGGAAAGUGCUGGGGAGAUGUGGCUCCUCCCAGAGCAUCAGGGUGGGGACUGUGAUCAGGAAGGACUAGCGGGGACUCUGCAAACAUCUGCGGUGCUGCGGCCGAUGACGCAGUUAUUCUAGAAAAUACGGUAUUGCUUCUGAAGGCUCAGGGUGGCGACUGUGACCAGGAAGGACUAGCGGGGACUCCCAGGGCAUCAGGGUGGCGACUGUGACCAGGAAGGACUAGCGGGGACUCCCAGGGCAUCAGGGUGGCGACUGACCAGGAAGGACUAGCGGGGACUCUGCAAACACCCGCGGCCAAUGGCGCAGCUAUUCCAGAAAAUACGGUAUUGCUUCUGAAGCAUGUUCAGUGUCACUUUUAGCUCAUUCAAAAUUAACAGGCAAAAUCAUCCUGUUGCGAUGAUUACUUGGCAACAAUAGCAAAGCUGGGGAGCGUCUCUGCAUUAGCCAACUUGUUCAACUGGAUUCACCAAGAAACCUUCCCAGAGGGCGUUCUCUCGGGCAGCCGUAGAAACCGUUCCUGGCAAGCCCCGCCGCCCUCUGGAGCGCCCGUGUUAACCUGUGAUCAUGAUCCUCUGUCUGCAUUGCUGACCAUCCUCUGAAUGCAAAUCGGAGCAUUUGCCACCUCCUUGAUUUACUUUCAAACAUUCAAUACAAGUAAAAUA
Messenger RNA from Cercocebus atys (sooty mangabey), 4201 nucleotides. Its product is annotated as olfactory receptor 2T2. NCBI's taxonomy places the organism in Eukaryota, Metazoa, Chordata, Mammalia, Primates, Cercopithecidae. Gene Ontology annotation, molecular function: olfactory receptor activity; G protein-coupled receptor activity. Bases 2764 to 3603 code for a protein of 279 amino acids. Gene Ontology annotation, cellular component: membrane. The transcript is spliced from 2 exons. The record is from RefSeq and is a predicted model, not a curated record. Gene Ontology annotation, biological process: G protein-coupled receptor signaling pathway.